AUGUUUCUGGUUUUUAACCAAUUCAAAACUCUCUGGCUGCUACUUCUGAUAACCUUCACACGAUGUGAAGGAAGUACUUAUGGAACCUUCUUUCCUUCGGUUCCUAAGGAAAUCAAUCAAACCACAUUUCCAGUUAACAUCAAUUCAAACUCUUCAUCGGAUGUAAUUUUAUUGAAGCUUCCAAGUCACAAUUACAAACAUGGACAUCAAGAAGACGAAUUUUUUGAAAACCCGAAUAUAGCUGAAUUUCCAUCAAUAAUUCGAAAUGGAAAUAAAACAUUUUUAUGGAUACCUCUGGUAUAUAGCCUCUCUGGACCUCAAAUAAUUAAUUGUGGAACUAUUACAAAUACGCACAGAAACGGAACGCUUCAGAAAUUAAGAUGGAAGUUCAAUUUUAACUGGCAGCUCGCUCCAAAACCUUAUAUGAUGGCAAAACGGGUUACAAUAAAUAACCAACUUCCAAUUACCGAACAAUGUGGCAAUGAUCAAAAAAAAAUUUUAAAAUUUACAAAGGACAAAACAGGGAAGAUAUUUCAACUCAACUUAGUUAAUGAUGAGUUGAAAACAUCUGACGAGCUUCCACAUGCAAACAAACUUUAUUAUCUGUUUACAAUACCUGAAGAUACUUAUAAAAAGGAGAUUGCUGAGCCUUGUAUGAUCUUAAGAGCUGUCAAUGACAGACCACUAAUGGUAAUAAAUGGUUACAAUUCUACCCAAAAAUCGCUCAACAAUAUAGACAUUGAUGUCAUUAAAUUUGACUAUUUGGAAACGUCUCUUACAAUUCAACUCCUUUUAAAAAAUCAACCAAAUUUAAAAGAUUUCUACAAAAACGAAGAAAUUUUAAUAACCAAAGUUAUUUUUACAAAGAAUGGAGUUAAAGAAGUACCAAACUCCAACAAAACUACCAAGGGAACCUUCUCAUUAAAUGGAUAUGAGCUUUUAAAAUUCUCCUAUGAUUACCCGUCGACUGGAAGCAACCAUAUGAUAACGAAGAUCUUCUAUUUCGCACCACCACAAAAACAUUAUAAAUUUCCAUUGGAAUAUGUUCUCUACUCAUCAAAUGAGACGGUGGUCAGACCAAAUUGUUCAAUUAAUGGAUUCAGUUUUGGAUACCUUUAUUCAAUUAAUUACAUUAAUAAAAAGAUAGUUAAUCUAACUGAGUUGAAUGCUAAUGGAGUAGCAAAAGAUGGUUUGUAUCGUUCUGGUGAUUUUGUCUUCACAUCAGAUCUUAAAGAUUUCAAUACAACUUUAGAAUGUCUUUACAAUACGCCUAAUGGAGAUAUCACUUUAGUUCAUUCGUUUUUACAUAGUGACAAAGCAAGUUUUGAAGUAGACAAAGAUGGAAAAAGAUAUUUAAAUGUGGAUGAAGAUAAAGUAACUAUAAAUAAAGUUAAAAAAUCACGAUUUGAAGAAUUUAAGGAAAAAUUUGGAUUGGCUGGUAUAAUUUUUAUUUUUGUUGGAAUCGUUAUUAUUGUUAUCUUAAUUAUUAUUGGUAUCAUUGGUCUGAUUAUGCUGAAAAAAAUAAAAUUGUAUAUUAGAAGAAGGAAAAUGACAUCUAAAUAUCCUAAUAUAUUUGCAUUGUGGAAAGAAGUAUCAAAUGCAAAUUUGGAAGAGUAUUGUAAAAUAGUUCAAGACAAAGAAUAUAUUCCGGAUAAAUUAAAAAAUCAAUCGUCUUCAAUGAAAAUAGAAGGUGAUGAAGAGAUGGAUUUCGAUACAGGUUCUAUUUUCGAUUCUUCCUUGGUCAAAUGUUUUAAAUCAAUCUUUGGAGAAAUAAGAGCUCAUUGCAUUGAUGAUGUCUCACCGGAAAGAAAUUAUAUUAUCUCUGAUGGACCUACACCUGAAAGUGUAAAAUAUUUUUGGGAGUUACUUUACAAAGAGGAUGUCGCAGUUGUUAUUUCAAUGAUUUAUCAAGAUAAUGAUGAAGACCCAGAAACAAGUAAUAAAUUGUUAUAUUGGCCAGAAACAAAUCAGACUUAUGGAAAUGUUACUGUUAAAUUUUUGGAAAAACUCCCAACAAAUCUUAUAAAUGUUAAAGUUUUAAAAUUUAGCAUGACUAUGAAAGGAGAAAAACCAAAGGAACUAACACUUUUUCAUGUUAGUUAUUGGAAAGAACAUACAAUACCGAAUACGGAUUUGCAUUUAACUAACCUAUACUUAGAGGUUUCUGAAUGUGCUGGAAAUGGGAAUGUUCUCGUUCAUGCUUCACGUAGUGCUGGAUCACGUGUAUUCAUAUUUACAUAUUUUUGUUGUAUUUUGGAAACAAUGAAAACUGAUCCUUCAAUUUAUAAUCCAAUGGAUAUUAUAAAAGAAAUUCGUGAAAAGCGUUAUGGUGGAAACAUCUCUUCUAUGGAAUAUGCUUACUUAUUGAAAGCACUACUAUCAAAUUUCUUUGACAACAAGAUGUUAAUUAGUGAAAAUAAUGAAAGAAUAAAUUUUGCCAAUGAAUAUGAACAUUAUCUUUACAAGUUAGAUGUUCAUAAAGGUAACAUGGAUAGAAGAUUCAAGCGUUUUUUACAAUUUAUUAGUGUUCUUGAUGAUGGAAAAUUAAGAGAACUUUGUGUUCAAUUUGAUAAAAUUGGAAUGAUGAAUAAUAAAGCACUUCUUGAAAACUGUAAAAAUUUCUAUAAUGCUAAUAAAGAUGCUGAUGAUAAAAAUCGUUACAAUAACAUAGAAUGUCUUGAUAAAACAGCAGUAAAUAUUAAUGGAUAUGAUUCUAAAGAUAUUCGUGGUUAUAUACAUGCUAAUCAAAUGAUCUAUAAGUAUGGUGAUGAAAAGGAAAGAAAAAUUAUUAUGUGUCAGGCACCACUACAGACAACAGUUGAUGAUAUGUAUGACAUGAUUUUUAGAUACAAGAUCGGAAUCAUUGUCGUACUUGUCAGUAUAAAGGAAAUAACGAAGAAAGAUAAAUGUUAUGCAUAUUUCCCAACAAAUGUUAAAGAAAAAAAAUUAAGUAGAUACACUGUCAUGUUUAUUGGUAAAAAAAUUGAUAAUGAAAAUCAUAUUAUUGAAUAUGAUUACACAAUUUUGAAUAAAGAAAAAAUUUCACAUAAUUUUAAAAUUCUUCAAUACGUUAAUUGGCCUGAUAAAAUCAUACCUAAUGAAAGUAAAACUAUUCAUGAACUGUACAAAAAGAUUAUAAAUCUUGACAAUAAUUGUUAUAUAGCAAUUCAUUGUAGUGCAGGAAUAGGAAGAACCGGAACAUUAGCAUUAGCUAUUUAUAUGAUCGAUAUGAUCAUUUCUGGUAAAUCUUUCGAUCCAAUAAAAUGUUUGGAAACACUUAGAUCGCACCGCUAUAAAGCAGUUCAAAAUAAGAUGCAAUUUAUCUUUUCAUUAUCAAUUGUUUAUGAACAUUUUAAAAAUAAGAUAGAUGAAAUGGAUUCUGAAGCUUACAAAAAUUUUACAACAAUGUCAAAAAAAAUCUUUCGCGAACAUAAACAAUAUAAAGGAUAA
Messenger RNA from Strongyloides ratti, 3450 nucleotides. Its product is annotated as Protein-tyrosine phosphatase, receptor/non-receptor type domain and Protein-tyrosine/Dual specificity phosphatase domain and Protein-tyrosine phosphatase, catalytic domain-containing protein. Lineage: Eukaryota; Metazoa; Nematoda; Chromadorea; Rhabditida; Strongyloididae. Bases 1 to 3450 code for a protein of 1149 amino acids. The transcript is spliced from 3 exons. The record is from RefSeq and is a predicted model, not a curated record. Gene Ontology annotation, biological process: protein dephosphorylation. Gene Ontology annotation, molecular function: protein tyrosine phosphatase activity.